Trematomus bernacchii (emerald rockcod) is the source of this 1810-nucleotide messenger RNA. RefSeq lists its product as uncharacterized. Gene Ontology annotation, molecular function: cytokine activity. The record is from RefSeq and is a predicted model, not a curated record. Lineage: Eukaryota; Metazoa; Chordata; Actinopteri; Perciformes; Nototheniidae. The transcript is spliced from 7 exons. Gene Ontology annotation, biological process: positive regulation of gene expression; inflammatory response; regulation of non-canonical NF-kappaB signal transduction. Bases 87 to 1151 code for a protein of 354 amino acids.
AGCUCAAACACACUUCAGGAUUUAAAAGGCCGGCGCUGUCAGCGGGGUCGGAUUCAGUCUUUUUAGCAGCGGACACUGUCAGCACCAUGGAUGUGAAGGAUCCUCAAGUUAAGGGAGGCGUGCUGAUCGUCCACCAGAUCCAUGAAGGGAAGCACCAGUAUGAAGUGGAAAAUGUGAUGAAGUACAAAAAAGGGAGUGGAGGAAAGGCAUUUGUCAGGAGAGGAGACAAACUGAUGCAGGUAAACGGCAUGGACCUGCAGGAUCUCACACCCGAGGAGUUGGCACAAACGUUGGCUAAAGAUACUCCGAUGCUGACGGUGCACAAGGCCGACAGGAAGAAGGAGCAGACUGACAUGUCCUUACCGUCUGAGGAUACUUUACAUCCCGUGUCCAAGGAAUCUACAAUAUUCAGUUUCAGCAUGGAGAUGAGGAGGGAGGAAGACUUGGAAGAGAAGGAGGACGGGGGUUUAGUGGAAGAUGGUUGUGGAGCUGAAAACCAGGAGUAUGGAGAGGGGGAGGAUCUGCUCAUAAUUUCCAUGAAGAAAACCAGCAUCUCUGUGGUGAGAGGGAGGGGCUGCGACUCUGGAAGCCCCUGUCAGGGAUGUCAUGGCACAGGGUGUACCUUUAAUGAUGUUGUCAUGGUGUCAGAAUCCAGCAAGGUCGUGCUUGUUUCAAGAGGGGGGGGAACUUUCCGACAGCUGAAGUCUUUGAAAACUCCCAUCGAACAUGUGCCCUCUCACCGUUACCUCAGGCGUCUCUGUUCGCAGAGACUCUUUGCUUCACCAAAUCCAGAGGAGAUGACCAUCUACCUCUACAAGUCGACCAGCCUCAUUGACAGAGGAAUGCCAGUGGUCCUAAACUUUAGCAAGUCCAACUGCUUCCUCAGGUGCUGCAAGGAAGGAGAGCGCGUCUUCUUACAAGUGGAGAUGUGCGAGAAGAAGAAGCUGAAGAAGAUCUCCAUGAAUGACGAGACUACUCUGUCCUUCCUCUUCUACAUGAGGGCCGACCACACGAGAAAGCGGAGGUUUGAGUCAGCGCUGCACGGCGGCUGGUUUAUUCAGAUCAACACCACCAACUCAGUGGAGAUGGCCACCAUGGAUGGAGGGAUGGAAGAAGAACAGUUCCUCUUUGUCAUCCAGACAAAUCAGUGAUGAAUAAUCACUUUCUUCUCAGAGUAUUCUCAGUUCUCAGACAAGUUUACUAUUUAAAAUUAAGAUUUUUAUUUGUGACUUUUUCAUAAACGACAGGGAAACAUGAGGGGAGCUCUUUUUGUCUGGUGACUAAUUGUCACUGUGUCAAAUUCUGCUAUUGCAGAAGUGUGUAGAUAUGCAUCAUACAACUACAUCUGAUAAAACGUGUUUUGUGUUUUGUGUAUGGGUUUUUUUACUUACGUUUUUAUAAAUAUGAAUAUUUUUUGUGAAGGGGCUGUAACUUUGUGAAAAAAUGUAUAUUGAGUAUCAAGAUGAAGUGAUAGUAACUUUAUUUGUUCAACACUUUAAAAUAUACAUCAUUGAGGGAUGAGCAACAUUUAAAAAAAAAUAUAUAAACUAUAAACAUGAGUCUAAUGUAUUAACAAAAUAAAAUGUGGGUUCAAUGGUAUAUGUACUGUAUAAUUAUGUGUAUAUACUGUAUACAAAUGAUAUUUGGAAAAUGCUUACUAUUUUAUAAUUUAUUAGCAACACAUUAAGAUGUACAACAUAAAUUAUUAUACUUUGAUAUUUGGAAUACACUGGUAAACCCUUGUAUUUUAUGCAUCUUACAACAAUAAAAGUGUUAAAACCCUAACCACCAAGUUUAGGAAGAUAAGAUA